This is a messenger RNA of Vidua chalybeata, 1990 nucleotides long. RefSeq names its product interleukin-5 receptor subunit alpha-like. NCBI's taxonomy places the organism in Eukaryota, Metazoa, Chordata, Aves, Passeriformes, Viduidae. The transcript is spliced from 16 exons. Gene Ontology annotation, molecular function: cytokine receptor activity; protein binding. The record is from RefSeq and is a predicted model, not a curated record. Gene Ontology annotation, cellular component: membrane; external side of plasma membrane. Gene Ontology annotation, biological process: cytokine-mediated signaling pathway; immunoglobulin mediated immune response. The coding region runs from base 235 to 1728 and encodes 497 amino acids.
UUUUGUUCUCCAUUACUGUAAGUACUGCAGGGAAACAGGUUUUCAAGGACAAGAUUUUCAUCAGUAAUCUGCACAGGACCUAUUUGAGAUGUGGAAGGAAGUUUGAAACGUCUCUGGAGAAAAUAGGACUGUUCUGCUGCAACUGUUUUUCUGAAGAGAAGCAGCACGUGAUACUUGCACAGUUGAAGAAUGACUGAAGAAAAGUAAAAAUUCUCUUGGGCUCAAGACUCAGGCAUGAAUGGGACAGCCAUUGAAAAUUUUGCCUGUGUCAUUUUUAAUGUUUCCUUCAUGAACUGCACCUGGCAUGUGGGCAGGACUGCUACAGAAGACACCCAAUAUUUCCUGUACUGGAGACCCCGGAAGAAAGACGAUGUCACGGAAUGCCAAAAUUACAUCAAAGAUACCUGUGGAAGGCACAUAGGAUGUCAGUUUCAAAACGUGACAAUAGAAAAUAGCAAUGCUUAUUUCCUGGUAAAUGGGUCCAGAAGUGGACAAAGCAUUCAAUCAUAUGAGAAGAAGAUACUGCUAUACCAAAUUGAAAAACUCACCCCUCCAUUAAAUGUCACAGUGAACUGUACAGAAGCUUCUCACAGAUGUUGUAUUUGGUGGCAACCACCUCGCACAAGUCAUGUGAAAAAAAGUAGUUGUUUCAAAUAUGAAAUUGUCAUAGAAAACAAGGCUGAUGCUGAGAAAAACACCAAAACCGCAUCAAAAACAACAGCAAUCAUUGAAGAUAACUCCUACCUAUAUGAAAGCUUCAGUUCAGAAAAAAGGUACAGCAUCAAAAUCAGAGCAACAGAUGCGGGCUUUUGUUUAGUAAGCCCAAACUGGGGAGAGUGGAGUACACCUGUGGAGUUUGGCAUGAAUGGGUCAGCCAUUGAAAACUUCUCCUGUGUGAUUUAUAACAUCUUCCUCAUGAACUGCACUUGGCAGGCAGGGGGGGAUGCUCCAGCAGACACACAGUAUUUUCUCUACUGGCAGAAGUCAAGAGAGGACAAUCAGACGGAAUGUGAGCUUUACAUUAAAGAUGAAAAUUGCAGAAAUAUGGGAUGUAUCUUCCAAAAUGUGAGCAUAGGGAUUGAAAAAGCUUACUUCCUGGUGAAUGGGUCUAGCAAAGACUCCCUAAUCCAGUUCUAUGAUGAGUACAUUGACCUAUAUAAAAUAGAAAAGCUCAUGCCUCCAUCAAAUAUCACAGUCAACUGUGAUGAAAUUAAAAAUGAUUGCAUAAUUCAAUGGCAACGACCCCAAAUAAGUCAUUCUAACAAAGACAUGUGUUUUAAAUAUGAAAUUAACAUAAAGUAUAAGGAUAAUCCUAAAGGAAAACCCAUAUAUACUUCCAUACAAGAAGGGGGAAAUAGUAACAUAUUUCUAAGAUCAAAUACAAGAAAGAAGUACGUCUUGAAAAUGAGAGCAGCUGGCAGUGCCUGCCUCGUGAACCCAGCCUGGGGGGAAUGGAGUGUACCUGUUGAGUUUGGAAAUGAGGAAAUUAUAUAUUCUUCAGUAUGGAUUUUACUUGGGGUAGCAGUUGCAACACCCUUAAUGGCAAUCAUCACAAUUUUUUUCUGCAAAAGGACUGGCUGUUGGAAGGCAGCAUUUCCACAGAUCCCAGGACCAAAACCUUCUUUUUUUACACUGACUGAUACAAAUUCAGAGCUGAUGGAGAGCAAAAUACAGUCAAUAACAUCUGAAAAUGAAGAGAUAGUAUUAGUUGCUGACCUCGUGAGAUAACCAAGAAAAAUGGAGGAGUCUGAAAGUGCAUUUCUUAGACAACUGUAUAUCCCUAUGGAAUAAUAUAUAGGCUUUCUUUACUUUCUUCUUUUUCCUGUAUAAAAAAGUGAUGCAGCCAAGAGAGAAUGAUACCUCAUAUGUAAUCUUUUUAAAUGCUAUUGUAUUUGCUUUUAGUUUUGGCUAAUUUUAACUGUUUGGAUAUCUUCUAUUUUGUAAAUAUGAUUGGAAUAUUUUAUUCAACAAGUUUUAGUUACAUUUUAAU